GCAAGAACACACUCCACGCACUCAAGUGAGUACGCGCACCAGUCCCCACUCCGCGGCUAUGGUUGACCCGCGUCUCCAGGUCGUCGCCGCCGUCAUGAGCGCGGCCCUCGCCGCCGCCGCCGCCGGCAGCGGCCAGUUCGAGUUCCAGGAGGCCACCGUGGACGCCAUCCAGCUGGGGUUCAGGAGCGGCAGCCUCACGUCGACGGCGCUCGUCCGGUUCUACCUGGACCAGAUAGCCCGCCUCAACCCGCUGCUCCGCGCCGUCAUCGAGGUGAACCCGGACGCGCUCGCGCAGGCGGCGCGCGCCGACGCCGAGCGCUCGGCCUCCGGGGGCCGCUGCGCCGGCGGGCUGCACGGCGUCCCCGUCCUCCUCAAGGACAACAUCGCCACGCGCGACCGCCUCAACACCACGGCCGGCUCCCUCGCGCUGCUCGGCUCCGUGGUCCCGCGCGACGCCGGCGUGGUGGCGCGCCUCCGCCGCGCCGGCGCCGUCAUCCUCGGCAAGGCCAACCCCUCCGAGUGGUCCAACUUCCGGCCCGUCGAGUCCGGCUGGAGCGCCCGCGGCGGCCAGACGCUGAAUCCGUAUGUUCUUUCGGCCACGCCGUGCGGGUCGAGCGCCGGGCCGGGCGUGGCCGCGGCGGCGAACAUGGCCGCCGUGACGCUGGGGUCAGAGACCGACGGCUCAAUACUCUGCCCAUCGUCGUCCAACUCCGUGGUUGGCAUCAAGCCAACAGUCGGGCUGACCAGCCGGUCAGGCGUCAUCCCGAUCACGCCCAGGCAAGACACCAUAGGACCAAUGUGCCGGACAGUAUCCGACGCCGUCCAUGUCCUGGACGCCAUUGUCGGCUACGACGAGCUUGACGCUGAAGCUACAGGAGCAGCUUCCAAGUACAUCCCGCGUGGGGGUUACACGCAGUUCCUGAGGAUCGAUGGACUAAGGGGCAAGAGAAUCGGUGUCCCUGCUGUGUUUUUUGAAGGGUACGAUGACGUGCGUGCGGCGGCAUAUCAGAAGCACCUCAAUACAAUGAGGAAACACGGCGCUACUGUGAUCAAGGACCUCGACAUCGCGACAAAUUUCAGUGAUCUGUAUGACCAGGAGACGCUUCUGAUGAAAGCAGAGUUCAAGUUAAGCCUGAAUGCUUACUUGUCAGACCUGUUGCGCUCCCCGGUCCGCUCCCUUGCAGAUGUCAUAGCGUUCAACAACGCACACCCUGUGGAGGAGAGGCUCAAAGACUUUGGGCAGCCCGACCUCAUCGCCGCCGAGGAAACCAACGGUAUUGGCGCCAAGGAGAGAGCUGCGAUCCGACGGCUGGACGAGAUUUCCACCGACGGGCUGGAGAAGCUGAUGAGGGAGCACGGGCUGGACGCGAUCGUGGCGCCCAACAGCGACGCCGCCUCCGUCCUCGCCGUCGGCGGCUACCCGGGCAUCGCCGUGCCGGCGGGGUACGACACGGAGGGAGUCCCGUUCGCGAUCUGCUUCGGCGGGCUCAGGGGCUACGAGCCGAGGUUGAUCGAGAUGGCCUACGCGUUCGAGCAGUCUACCAGAGUCAGGAGGCCACCCACUUUCAAGCGCUAGCUAAGUGAUUAGCAUGACGGCGUAUUGCAGCGAAUUUUAUGGAUAGGACUCCGUGGAAUGGAAAUAAGCGCCUUGUAACUUCAAUGUCGUCACGAGGUUAUUAUUCUGGUAUCUCAAAGAAACAUGGGAAUGAGAACACUUUCUUAAU
Panicum hallii is the source of this 1724-nucleotide messenger RNA. Its product is annotated as probable amidase At4g34880. The transcript has 5 exons. Bases 59 to 1576 code for a protein of 505 amino acids. The record is from RefSeq and is a predicted model, not a curated record. Lineage: Eukaryota; Viridiplantae; Streptophyta; Magnoliopsida; Poales; Poaceae.